CGCAAGGGGCGCUCCGCCCUCCUGGACGCGGUCGCUAUAGUAACCAGUCUUCGCUUCCAAGGAGUUACAAGCAUGGUAACCAUCAGUGAAAAUUCAUGAAUUUGAGCAAGGCAGUGUACUGAGCAGGAGAGACAAAGAGCUGAAAAUGGCAAAAAGAGAAACAGAUGAUCACGGAGCAUCACUUUCUCAGUCUUCUUUAUCACCCUUGACUAACGCCAUGGAGGUAUCACCGCAGAGCAAUGCUGAAGGCACCUUCAGUGGAAAUACCAUUCACCCAACUUAUAAAUGUAUUUCAAAAGAUUUACCAAGAGAGUUUAUGUCAUCCCAGGCAAAAGCAGUUAUUAAAACUACUGAAGAUUAUUUGCAGUUUGGCCCCAACAGACUUUUGCAUUCAGCAGCAGUAUCAGAAGGGUCAGGACUUCAAGAUUGCUCCACACAUCAAACAGCAUCAGAUCAUAGCCAUGAUGAAAUAUCAGACCCAUAUAGCUACAAAUCAAACAGUAAAAACAAUUCUUGUUUUUUAUCAGCAUCCAAGAGAAACAGACCUGUCAGUGCUCCAGUGGGUCAACUGAGAGUUGCAGAGUUCUCUUCUUUAAAAUUUCAGCCAGCCCAGAAUUGGCAUAGAUUGUCUCAAAGUCACAAACUUCAUCCCAGAGUGAUUACAGUAACAGCUUACAAAAAUGGAUCUAGAGCAGUCUUUGCCAAAGUUACAGUACCAACCAUCACCUUGUUGCUGGAGGAGUGCACAGAAAAGCUGAAUCUGAACAUGGCCGCACGACGAGUGUUCUUGGCAAACGGCACUGAAGCCCUCAAACCUGAAGAUAUACCCCAUGAAGCCGACGUUUAUGUUUCAACAGGAGAGCCCUUUUUAGAUCCAUUCAAAAAAAUUAAAGACCAUCUGUUGUUAAUGAAGAAAGUAACUUGGACAAUGAAUGGACUGAUGCUUCCUACUGAUGUUAAAAGACAGAAAACCAAGCCUGUUCUUUCUGAUAGAAUGAAGGAACUUACUGAGAAGACCUCAGUCCGAAUUCUGUUCUUUAAGAAUGGCACGGGGCAAGAUGGGCAUGAGAUUACAGUGGGAAAGGAAACAAUGGAAAAGGUUUUAGAUACUUGCACAGUGAGAAUGAACCUAGAUUCACCAGCCAGAUAUCUUUAUGAUUUGUAUGGCAGAACAAUUAAAGAUAUUUCAAAAGGUAAGUGA
Leptonychotes weddellii (Weddell seal) is the source of this 1201-nucleotide messenger RNA. Its product is annotated as doublecortin domain-containing protein 1. NCBI's taxonomy places the organism in Eukaryota, Metazoa, Chordata, Mammalia, Carnivora, Phocidae. The record is from RefSeq and is a predicted model, not a curated record. Gene Ontology annotation, molecular function: microtubule binding. Gene Ontology annotation, cellular component: midbody. Gene Ontology annotation, biological process: regulation of mitotic cytokinesis; intracellular signal transduction.